This is a messenger RNA of Umbelopsis ramanniana AG, 1138 nucleotides long. RefSeq lists its product as uncharacterized. NCBI's taxonomy places the organism in Eukaryota, Fungi, Mucoromycota, Umbelopsidomycetes, Umbelopsidales, Umbelopsidaceae. The coding region runs from base 143 to 835 and encodes 230 amino acids. The transcript is spliced from 4 exons. The record is from RefSeq and is a predicted model, not a curated record.
GUAUGGAUGACUUCAUAGUAAUGCAAGAAAUCCAUCAUUUCAUUGUAUGAAUGACUUCAUGGACGGCGUCGUCGUUCAUGCAAAAGACGUGUAUAUAAGAUAAAACGAUGUUUUUUCUUUGAACGUUUCAUACUAUUUACACAUGGCUUCUUCUGCUCCUGGUGACCCACUUUCUAUAUCCUCUAAGGGUAUUGACACUCUCUCUGCUGCUACCCAGCCGUUUGGACCUUUGAAGAAAAUAUGUGAGCAUGUGUGUGGAUUCCACAUGUACGCUCAUGAUAUGACUCGUCAAGUUCAUGCCCACCACUUCUGUUCUCAUGUAAACGAGGACUUCCGUCAAUGUGUCAUAUAUGACUCUCCAAACCCAGAUGCUCGCCUGAUAGGAAUUGAGUAUAUUAUCUCUGAAAAACUAUUUGAUCAACUCGAUGAUGAGGAAAAAAAAUAUUGGCACUCUCAUGAUUAUGAAGUACGUGGAGGAAGCCUGGCGUUGCCUAUGCCAAAAUUGAUGCCUGAACUAGGUGCUGCAGCGGCUGAACGCCAAGCGCUUUUGUCGUUACAGAAGACAUAUGGAAAAACGUGGCACACAUGGCAAGUGGAUCGCUUCGAUUCUUUGCCUUAUGGUCCUGCACAGCUGAUGAUGGCAUUCACCAAGGAUGGCCAGCUUGACCAUGAAAUGGCCAAAAGAAGAGAAGAAGACGAAGGUAUCAACAUAUCUACAAAGCAGCAAGAGCGUUCAGACUUCCCUGACUACACUCCUCGCCAAGGUGCUGAUCACUGGCAGUCUGGACAAGCUUUACAAGCAACCAUGCAAAAAGUUGAUACUAAGAUGAAGUGAUUAUCUCGUGUUAUGAACGCGUCUUAAUUCUUAAACGCAAGUUGAUUCAAUGAAAUAAAGGGAAGGAUGAGAGAAAUAUCAUAUUUUUGAAUUAGGAGCUAGUGAGUCGUACGGAGCAUCUGACUCACUCGGCCUCCGGCCCAACCGGUACAGCUGCCACAACCCUGUGGUGGGACCACAUAUAAAGAGAACUGUUUCAGCUCAUUCGUGGAAUUAGCGAGCUGGUCCAACUGAUCCUGAUUCGAGCUCGUCUUCCAGGUCCGCAACUGAAGCAAGCGAUCCCCGGUUCAGCACCUUAUUAUG